Fusarium poae is the source of this 321-nucleotide messenger RNA. RefSeq lists its product as uncharacterized. The coding region runs from base 1 to 321 and encodes 106 amino acids. The record is from RefSeq and is a predicted model, not a curated record. The transcript is spliced from 4 exons. Lineage: Eukaryota; Fungi; Ascomycota; Sordariomycetes; Hypocreales; Nectriaceae.
AUGCAAUGCCAACGUCUUCUCGUGCCUGAUCGUCUUGGCUCGAGUCAAGACCAGACAUCUUCGUUGAACAUCUGGCAGAUCAAUCCCGGCCGAACGGAUCAAGUUGUAGAUGCGAUAGUUGGGAGGGAAGAGACGACAGCGCCAACAAGCAACGCUGAGACAGACCACUCUGUCCCUUCGCAAGAUGGAGUCCUGCAGAUCUACCUACCUAGCAACGGCAUUUGUGCGUCCUGCAAUACCACCAACAACCUUCGGGACCGACGCAAGGCUCUGGAGAUUCACGUACAUGGCGAUCCUGGAGGAAGCCGACACACCCGCUGA